AUGUCCGAGGCGUCUGCUCGUGGAAAGGCUGUCGACAUGAGUGUAGGAACGAGCUUCAAUCCCGCUGAGAUUAGCACUGGCACGGAGAGUAGAGUGGCAAAGAAAGCGAGGAAACCAAAAUCAGUCACAAAUGGCGCUGAAGGGCCAAGCGACCUUGGGAUCGGUGCCGAAGCUCGGUUACCAAGCAAUCGAGACGCAUCGCAAACCCAGGCGGCGAAGGCGAG
Molecule: messenger RNA, 224 nt
Organism: Sphaeroforma arctica JP610
Lineage: Eukaryota; Ichthyosporea; Ichthyophonida
Exons: 1
Source: RefSeq, a predicted model, not a curated record